This is a messenger RNA of Rubroshorea leprosula, 1573 nucleotides long. NCBI's taxonomy places the organism in Eukaryota, Viridiplantae, Streptophyta, Magnoliopsida, Malvales, Dipterocarpaceae. The record is from the annotation of a GenBank genome assembly.
AAUAUAUAUUUUUUUUUUUUUUUGUCUGUUUAUGAAUUUUGGAAUUCAGACACUGGGGUGAUGAGUGGAGCUGUGAUCUACAUUCAAAAAGAACUCAAAAUCAGCGAGACUCAGGUGGAAGUACUAAUGGGCAUAAUCAACUUGCAUUCCUUAAUCGGCUCCUUGGCUGCUGGAAGAAUCUCGGACUGGCUUGGUCGGCGGUACACUGUCAUGAUUUCAGGUGCCAUUUUCUUCGUUGGAGCUCUUCUCACGGUGAUUGCUACCAACUAUGCUUUCCUCAUGGUGGGUCGAUUCGUGGCCGGUAUCGGCGUCGGUUUCGCCCUCACAAUUGCUUCCGUGUACACUGCCGAGCUUGCUCCGGCAUUAAGCCGCGGCUUCCUCGCCUCAUUUCCCGACUUGUUCAUCAACGUCGGAUUGUUACUCGGAUAUACAUCCAAUUAUGCAUUCUCGGGGCUUCCGACACACUUGGCCUGGCGGAUGAUGGUUGGAGUGGGUGCAAUCCCCGCCGCGGCCUUGAUAAUUGGUAUCCUCUUCAUGCCAGAGUCGCCACGGUGGCUGGUCAUACGGGGCCACCUCGGCGAGGCGAGGAAAGUCCUGAACAAGGUCUGCGAAUCCAAUGAAGAAGCUCAAAACCGUCUCAGCGACAUUAAAGAAGUUGUCGGAAUCCCUCAAGACUGUAACGACGACAUUGUUCGGGUUACAAAAAGCAACCACAGCAAAGGCAUCUGGAAAGAGCUAUUCGUCCACCCCACUGCCUCCGUCCGACAUAUUUUAAUAGCCGCCCUUGGAAUCCGCUUUUUCAACGAAGCCUGCGGCCUAGACUCAAUCGUCCUCUACGGCCCCAGAAUCUUCGGGAAGGCCGGAAUUGCAUCAGCAAGGCACCAACUACUGGCCACCAUCACCGUCGGAGUGGUGAAGACCGCUCUAGUUUUUGUUUCCAUGUUCCUUCUGGAUCGGGUGGGACGGUGGCCAUUGCUCCUCAGCAGCGUCGCUGCAAUGGCAAUUUCGUUGGUCACCCUGGCGACGACGUUCACCGUAAUCGACGGCUCAGAGAAAAAGCUGUCGUGGGCACCGGUGUUAUGCAUCGUGGCGACUCUGUCAUACGUUGGUUCGUUUUCAAGCGGACUGGGACCAAUUACGUGGGUGUACAACUCGGAGAUCUUCCCGUUGAGGCUCCGUGCGCUAGGGGCGAGUGUGGGACUGGCGGUGGAAAAGGUGACGGAUGGGAUUAUAGCCAUGGCAUUCAUUUCGCUGUGCAAAGCCAUAACGAUGGGCGGCCUGUUCUUCCUGUUUGCCGGAGUUACGACGGUGUCGUGGAUUUUCUUUUACACGGUCUUACCGGAAACUCAGGGGAGGACGUUGGAGGAGACGGAGGGGCUGUUUGGCAAAUUCAACUGAAGGCGGGGUUGACGGUGACGGUGACGGUAACGGUAAUGGUGGAUUCCGUUAGGAAAUGCAUGAAAAAGGAGUGACUUUUUUUUUUUUUUGUUUUUUGGAACUGAAGUUAAAUGAGAAAGUAGUGACGUUUAGGGAAAGGAAUGAAAAGGAAAUGAAAUGAAAAUCCUUUGUUAUC